Messenger RNA from Anisakis simplex (herring worm), 258 nucleotides. NCBI's taxonomy places the organism in Eukaryota, Metazoa, Nematoda, Chromadorea, Rhabditida, Anisakidae. The record is from the annotation of a GenBank genome assembly.
AUGGCAUUGAGUGUUCGUGAUAUUGAACGUGCGUUCGAUUCAAUGGAUCCGUGGCGUAUGACUCCAAUGGAGCGCUACAUGAACAGAGUGUUUCGCGAGGUGGAACGACCACUGGCUGCUCUUCGUCCAUACUGGAUUGAGCAGCCGACGAUUCGUCAAGUCGAUAUCGGAAAUGCGAUCGGAAAUGUUCGUUUUUCUAUGAUGCCUUCGACUUUUAGUUGCAAUUCGUCACAUUCACUUCAGAUUUUGACCAUUUGA